Molecule: messenger RNA, 837 nt
Organism: Lycium barbarum (goji berry)
Lineage: Eukaryota; Viridiplantae; Streptophyta; Magnoliopsida; Solanales; Solanaceae
Exons: 3
Coding region: 1-837 (278 amino acids)
Source: RefSeq, a predicted model, not a curated record
AUGGCUAUGGAAGAUGAAUAUAAGGCUCUUAUUAAAAAUCAGACGUGGGAAUUAGUACCUCGCCCACCUAAUGUGCAUGUUGGCGUGGAUUGUGGUGAUACUUUUAGCCCGGUGGUGAAACCGGUGACCAUCCGCACUGUUCUCAGUCUAGAUGUCUCUAAUGCUUGGCCUAUUCACCAACUUGAUGUGAAAAAUGCUUUCUUACAUGGUGAACUCGAGGAAACUGUCUACAUGCAUCAACUCGAUUUGGGACCACUCAGUUAUUUCUUAGGAAUAGCAGUUACUCGUUAUGCAGGUGGUUUAUUUUUAUCUCAAAAGAAGUACGCCGAAGAGAUCAUAGAACGAGCUAGCAUGUCAUCUUGUAGGCCAAGUGCCACUCCAGUUGACACCAAACCGAAGUUAAGUGCCACCUCUACCUCACCGUUUAAGGAUCCUUCACUUUAUCGCAGCCUGGCAGGUGCUCUGCAAUAUCUCACGUUCACGAGACCAGACAUUUCGUAUGCUGUGCAACAGAUUUGUCUAUUCAUGCAUAACCCGAUGGAGGUCCACAUGAAUGAUCUCAAACGUAUUGUGCGCUAUAUUAAGGGCACCCUUGAUCAUGGUUUGCAUCUUUAUCCAUCUAAACCCACCACUCUCAUUUCGUAUACGGAUGCAGAUUGGGGUGGUAGUCUGGAUACCAGGCGUUCGACUUCUGGUUAUUGUGUCUUUCUUGGUGAUAAUCUCAUUUCUUGGUCCGCCAAGCGGCAGGCCACCAUGUCUCGAUCUAGUGCGGAGGCCGAAUAUCGAGGGGUAGCCAAUGUUGUUGUUGAGUCUUUUGGAUACGCAAUCUGCUUCUAG